This is a messenger RNA of Castor canadensis (American beaver), 2037 nucleotides long. It is a transcript of the gene Slc5a11, whose product is annotated as solute carrier family 5 member 11. NCBI's taxonomy places the organism in Eukaryota, Metazoa, Chordata, Mammalia, Rodentia, Castoridae. Gene Ontology annotation, molecular function: D-glucose:sodium symporter activity. The record is from RefSeq and is a predicted model, not a curated record. Gene Ontology annotation, biological process: transmembrane transport. Gene Ontology annotation, cellular component: plasma membrane.
UCGUUCAGCACCAUGGAGAGCGGCACCAGUAGCCCAGAGUUUCCACAGUCAGACACCUGGGAGGCAUUUCCCCAGAAGAACCUGGAACCUGGAGACAUUGUAGUGCUGGUUCUCUACUUCCUCUUUGUCCUGGCCGUUGGACUAUGGUCUACAGUGAAGACCAAAAGAGACACGGUGAAAGGCUACUUCCUGGCUGGAGGGGACAUGGUGUGGUGGCCAGUGGGCGCCUCCUUGUUUGCCAGCAAUGUUGGAAGCGGCCACUUCGUUGGCCUGGCAGGGUCAGGCGCUGCCACGGGCCUUUCUGUCGCUGCUUACGAGCUUAACGGUUUAUUUUCUGUACUGAUGUUGUCCUGGAUCUUCCUUCCUAUCUACAUCGCUGGCCAGGUCACCACGAUGCCGGAGUACUUAAAGAGGCGCUUUGGGGGCAGCAGGAUCUCCAUCACCCUGGCUGUGCUCUAUCUGUUCAUCUACAUCUUCACGAAAAUCUCGGUGGACAUGUAUGCGGGCGCCAUCUUUAUUCAACAGUCUUUGCACCUGGAUCUGUACUUAUCUGUAGCAGGGCUGUUGGCCAUCACAGCUCUAUACACUGUGGCAGGUGGCCUGGCUGCUGUGAUCUACACGGAUACUCUGCAGACUGGGGUAAUGCUUGUAGGCGCACUUACCCUGACGGGCUACAGCUUUGCAGCGGUUGGCGGGAUGGAAGGCCUGAAGGAAAAGUACUUCCUUGCUCUGGCCAGCAACCGAAGUGAGAACAGCAGCUGUGGGCUGCCCCGGGAAGACGCCUUCCACAUCUUCCGAGAUGCAGUGACAUCUGAUCUCCCAUGGCCCGGGAUCCUGUUUGGAAUGUCCAUCCCGUCUCUCUGGUACUGGUGCACAGAUCAGGUGAUUGUUCAGCGGACACUGGCUGCCAAGAACAUGUCCCAUGCCAAAGGAGCCUCCCUGAUGGCUGCAUACCUGAAGGUCCUUCCCCUUUUCAUAAUGGUGUUCCCUGGCAUGGUCAGCCGCAUCCUCUUUCCAGAGGAAGUGGCGUGUGCACACCCGGACAUCUGCUGGACAGUCUGCCGCAACCCGACUGGCUGCUCUGACAUUGCAUAUCCCAAACUUGUGCUGGAACUCCUGCCUACAGGACUCCGUGGGCUCAUGAUGGCUGUGAUGGUGGCGGCUCUCAUGUCCUCCCUCACCUCCAUCUUUAACAGUGCCAGCACCAUCUUCACCAUGGACCUCUGGACUCACAUCCGGCCACGGUCAUCAGAGAAGGAACUCAUGAUUGUGGGCAGGGUAUUUGUCCUUCUGCUGGUGUUGGUGUCCAUCCUCUGGAUCCCUGUGGUCCAAGCCAGUCAUGGAGGGCAGCUCUUCAUCUACAUCCAGGCAAUCAGCUCCUACCUGCAGCCGCCUGUGGCUGUGGUCUUCAUCAUGGGAUGUUUCUGGAAGCGGACCAAUGAAAAGGGUGCCUUCUCUGGCCUCAUCUUAGGCCUGCUUCUAGGUUUGGUCAGGCUGGUUCUGGACUUUAUCUACGCACAGCCUCGGUGUGACCAGCCAGAUGAGCGCCCAGCUGUGGUAAAGGAUGUCCACUACCUCUACUUCUCCAUGGUUCUGUCAUCUACCACCCUGAUCACCGUGUGCACCGUGAGCUGGUUCACAGAGCCACCGUCCAAGGAGAUGGUCAGUCGCCUGACCUGGUUCACUCGUCACGACUCCAUCGUCCAGAAGAACCAGGUGCCGCCAGCAACUCUCCCGCCUCCUACCCUGUCUCAAAACGGGACCCCUGAGGGCACCAGCACCAGCAUCCAGUUGGAGAUGGUUCAAGAAAACAUAUCCAAAACCCACAACUGUGAUGUAACCCCAAAGCGGUCCAAAGUGGUGGCAGCCAUCUUAUGGCUGUGUGGCAUGAGCAGCAAAGGCACAGAGGCGCCCCCAAGAAAAAUGGAGUCCAUCAUUGUUUCCUUGGAGGAAAACGCCAUUGUGAAAACCCUUCUGGAUGUCAACUGCAUUGUUUGUAUCAGCUGUGCCAUCUUCCUGUGGGGCUACUUUGCUUAA